GCCACAGCAACGGCAACGGAAGCAGCGACGCCAGCAGCAGCAGAAGCAGCAGCGGCAGCAGCAGCAGCGGUGCGAAUUCGGUGUGUGAAUUUUUCUAUAAACUCUGGCCCGCCCUUAUGCUGGCCAACAUUCGCGCUUUAUACGCUUGAUACGAAGCAUAACGCCGCUAUGUGAGCACUGCCGCACCGCACCAAAGUCUGACCUUCACACACAGUCGAAAUUUCGCACAACUCUUGCCACAAGCGAACGGUAGCAGCUAGCCAGCCAGCAGCCAGCAAACAAACCAAACCAACAAGCAAACAAACAAAGAAAAAAACAAAUAAGCAACAAGCAAACGAGCAACAAGCAGCAAUCGAGCAACAGUGACUAGCAGUUGAUACAAAAGUUCCUAAAUCCAAGUCACAGUUCCUUAGCAGCUGAAUUGCAGCAGCAACAGCAGCAACAUUGCAACAGCAACUUCGCAACAGCAACUUCGCAGCAACAACUUCGCAGCAGCAACAGAAGCACAACAGCUAAAAGCAGCAACAUGACAGCACUGGGAUUAGUUCUGCUAUCGAUGAUGGGCUAUAGUCAGCACAUGCAGCAGGCGAAUCUGGGCGACGGUGUGUCCACCGCCCGACUGCUGUCCCGAUCCGACUGGGGAGCCCGGCUGCCCAAGUCCGUGGACCACUUUCAGGGACCCGCGCCCUACGUCAUCAUCCACCACUCGUACAUGCCAGGCGUGUGCUACUCCACUCCGGACUGCAUGAAGAGCAUGCGGGACAUGCAGGACUUCCACCAGCUGGAGCGCGGAUGGAACGACAUCGGAUACAGCUUUGGCAUCGGCGGCGAUGGCAUGAUCUACACCGGCAGGGGAUUCAAUGUCGUCGGAGCUCAUGCGCCCAAGUACAAUGACAGGAGCGUGGGCAUCGUGCUGAUCGGAGAUUGGAGAACUGAACUGCCGCCCAAGCAGAUGCUGGACGCGGCCAGGAACCUGAUCUCCUUCGGGGUGUUCAAGGGCUACAUUGACCCCGCCUACAAGCUGCUGGGCCACCGACAGGUGCGGGAUACCGAGUGUCCUGGAGGCCGCCUGUUCGCCGAGAUCUCCAGCUGGCCGCACUUCACCCGCCUAAACGACACCGAAGGCGUAGUUAGCAGUACUGCGGCGCCCGUCGAGCCCCACGUCCAUCCAAAGGCGGCAACACAAACGCCACUCGCCCAAUCCCCGCCAGCUGCGCCCAAGGCCUAGUGGGCACACGGUGGGUGGAUGGAGACUCCUCAUCGCCCUCGCAAAGCUUAAGAGUUUAACAGUUUAAGAGAAGCCACAACGAGCUCGGCUCCCCGCACAACGCCAAGGAGUUCAUUCAGUAUUCAUUAGAUGUCUCUUCUAACAUUUCACAAAUAAAGCAAUUUCUAGAUGAUAACACUUAAACAUAA
Messenger RNA from Drosophila teissieri, 1416 nucleotides. RefSeq names its product peptidoglycan-recognition protein LB (gene PGRP-LB). Gene Ontology annotation, molecular function: zinc ion binding; peptidoglycan binding; N-acetylmuramoyl-L-alanine amidase activity. The record is from RefSeq and is a predicted model, not a curated record. The transcript has 3 exons. NCBI's taxonomy places the organism in Eukaryota, Metazoa, Arthropoda, Insecta, Diptera, Drosophilidae. Bases 527 to 1228 code for a protein of 233 amino acids. Gene Ontology annotation, biological process: innate immune response; peptidoglycan catabolic process.